ACAUACAGUUUCGUUUAUCCUUAAUCAGAGCAUGAGGUGGAAACUGAAACUUAACUCGCAUAGCUCCCAAAAUUAGGCUACCUAACCUUCCCUAUAAAAACCCUCCCCAGCAACUAUGUUUCAUCAGACAGAGUUUGGAUGAGGAUCUCAUUGAUUUGCAGAAGGAAUGUCUGAGGACAAACUUAAACUGUUGUCCUGCCACUUUACUUGGGACUUGCAAAAGGAAGAUGCUGACCUUAACUUUCUCGAAGUGAAAGUUCGUGAGAGACUGGCAGUGAAGUGCGAGUGUGGAGGAAAACUGAAACAAAGAGAAUUCAACUUUUUGGCCUUUAUUAAGCAUUUACAAGGAUUUAACGAUGAGGCGCUUAAGAACCUGCAACUAGCAAAGAAGGAACAACCGGACGAUGACAGCAAUGUGAUUGUGACGUAUGGAAACUUGGCCUGGGUGCACAGUCUCAUGGGAAAUGUGACUGAAGCUGAGACUUACACAGAGAAAGUGCAUGAAAUCCUUAGAGCUUUCCCUGCUCCGUCUCCAGCAGAGCUUCACAGAGAAGUUCAGAGCGAAAAAGCCUGGUCGCUUCUCAAGUUUUCUAGAAAGACCUACAUCAGGGCCAAGGAGAGUUUCCUUGAAGCUUUACAGAAAGAGCCGGAUGACAAGGAAUGGAACACAGGCUUUGCCUUUUCUCUGUUCCGUCUGGAGGGACUGAAGAUUGGUCAGUACAAGCGUGUACGGUUUGAAGAGUCUCCUGCUGUGCUCCAGUUGAAGAAAGCUCUGAACCUGGACCCGGAGAAUGCAAUGAUCCAUGUGUAUCUGGGGCUUAAGUGCUACAAGAACACAAAGAACGGAAAUAACGCAGAAGCAUGGCAAUACAUGACGCAAGCGCUCGCCAUGGCUCCAGAUAACCUCAGCGUUGUUUUGCAUGUUGCAAAGUUCAUGAAGAAAGAGCAGUGUUAUGACAAGGCCCUGAAAGUGUUGCUGGAAAUGCUGAAGAAAGCACCCGACUCGUCUCGUUUGCAUCAUGAGAUUGCCAACAACUACCGCUGGAAAGCCAUGCAGAUGAAUGACGUACACAAUCCGGAGCUGCUGGGCCUUUGCAUUCACCACUUAGAGAAGGGUACCACUUUAAACCCAGGCUACAUAUACCCACAGCUGGAGUUAGCGCUGAGGUAUGCAGAGCAAAAGGAGAUGGCUAAAGCAGAGCAGAAGUUCACCGAGCUGUUUGCCCUCCCUGACCUGAAGCCAGCUGACCGUCAAGCCUGGCAUCGCAUGUAUGGGGAUUUCAAGCAGUACAGGUUGGGCUCAGAGAGAGCUGCGGUGGAGCAUUAUAAACAAGGAAUGAUGCUGGGGCGAGUGUCCAGCGAAUGGAUGGCAUGCAGAAACAGACUGAGGAAAGUCCUUCAGCAUGACAGACGGGACACAUAUGAGAUCCGGAUGUUCUUUCAUUCCUUUAAAACAGAGAACCAAGAUGAUUAAGAGAGAUCAAUUCAAUCUCUGUUCAAGUUCCUGUCGUAAUCUUCAGUCACGUAAUGAUCAUAGCAAUAGUUCUGCUGUUUCCUUUUUGAUCCACUGAGUGUUAGCAGAGUUAUAUAUAUAAGUGUAUUAUUUUUACAGUAUAUAAUCUGUUUUUCCAAAUGUUUAUUAUAAUCAAUUAAUUGUCAGGUAGAUGACGAUAACCAGCCAUUUGUGUGAAGACAUUAACAUAAUGUAGUCUUUAAGUGUCUUUUCAAGUUAAACCUCAAUUUGUACACACAUGUAAUGCAGUUUUUCAUGAUGCCCCCCCCCCCCCUUAUGCCUCUUUAUGAUGCACUGAUGACUGAAUGUAUAAAAAUUGAAGGAAAUAUUGAAAAUUAUCAGUGGUUUUAGUUGUUCCAACAUCUAAAAUAUGAUGAAUUAUGUUGAUAAAUUAACAUGACAACUGCUUAGAGUGCAGCAUUUUUAUUUCAGUGGACCUAAGCAUUGUUUUCUUUAUCAUUUUUAGUUAAAAUAUGCAGCAGACAUGCACCUUUAGAUCAAUACAAGCUGAGCGAAUACGAGCUAAAUUGCUAGUAUUCAAAACAGAUUUAUUUUUUCAAUUAGCUGCAGGAAUUUUGCUUUAUCUGGAGUUCAAGAAACACACACAAACACUGUGAGAUAUUUUACAGUCUCAAUCAAAUUAAUGAAAAAAAGACACAAAAUGACAAAUAUGUUAAAUAUAAACAAGCACUAAUGGUUUCAGACUAUGUAAAUGUGUUAUACUAAAUGUAAAGUAUUUAUUUCUAAACUAGACACCCUCACAUGAGAAUGCAUACAGUACGUGUGGUGCUUAUGUUGUUAUUGGCUGCUCAUGUAGAAGCUGUGCUGUUGGAUCGAUUCCAGCUCAGUGACCGCUCAGCAUGACUGAAAAUGUAGAGCUGACUUGUGCUUUUCUGCAGCACAAAUAUGUACAUUAUAGCUUGAAGAAUGUUGCUGUUGCAGUAAAAUAUCUGCACAUUUGACAAUAUGAUGAAAUAGUAGUGUUGUUAAAUAAUAAAAGCAACAUAGAUAUAAAGCAGUUGAUUUUCACAGUUCUGCUGAAAAUCACAUACGCUACCGCAGUAUAUAACAUUUUGCUGAGCUUGCAGGAAUAGAAUAUGGAAUUCUCUACAUAUAUUAAACCAGAAAAACAAUAGCCUACAUUAUUACAUCUCCAUAUAUAUAA
Molecule: messenger RNA, 2678 nt
Organism: Carassius gibelio (silver crucian carp)
Lineage: Eukaryota; Metazoa; Chordata; Actinopteri; Cypriniformes; Cyprinidae
Product: interferon-induced protein with tetratricopeptide repeats 1-like
Exons: 2
Coding region: 167-1474 (435 amino acids)
Biological process (GO): defense response to virus
Cellular component (GO): cytosol
Molecular function (GO): protein binding
Source: RefSeq, a predicted model, not a curated record